CUCGACGCUCAGUCUACCGGAGUCUGCAGCGCGCGAAAGUUGUACGUGUGACGUGUACCGCGUGUUUCGCCGGUUCCUUUUUAAACAUUUUAUCACGCGUUUGUGUGUUUCACGGGGUGUAUAAUCCUUCCCUCUCUCGCGACGACAUGUGACAAUUAGUACGCGUUUGUUAACUCGAUUGAAAAUCGAAAUUUAUAAUAGAAAAAUAUGUAAAUAAAAAAAGUCGUUUAGUGUCGUUAAGGCUGAUUUUCGCGGAACGCGUUAACCACGUGAUUUUUCUCUGUCAUGCACGCACGGAACAACGUGCAUCCUGAAGUGAGUGUUUUAAUGAUCGACCGAAGUGUGAUCGAUUCGUGAGCGGCGAUAUACGAUACGUACGCGCGUUACAGUGAAAAAGAAUUGAAGUCGGGUGUGACGAAGUAGCUUUAGCCAUUUUUGAUAAGUUUCGUGGAUCGGUCUGUGUGUGUGUCGCAGCUGCAGCGUCUCUGGCGUCCGCGCGGAAGAAACGGGAAAAAUAAAGAAGUAAAAAACGGUCAAAGUUGCUGGUGGAGGCUACGAUUGACGGAUACCAGUGGAAAGAAAGCAACUCCUUGUAUGGCGGGUAAGUCGUUGAUCUACUUGGUCCACUUUAAAACGCGACAAUUUUUUGGAUCACAUCGGUUCGAUUACAAAUUUUCAUGCCGAUCCAUGAAGUGCACAAAGGAGAAUAAUUUUAAGGUGUUUUCACGAGAUAUCGAGCGUUGUAACACACACGCUCGUCCACUUCGAAGCGAUGUAUCGUGAGUUGUAGGUGGAUGUAGAAAAAGAAAGUGAAACGAAAAGGGAAACCUACUAUGGCAACUUGUUUCAAAAAAAAUGGUGGUUGCAUAGGAUUCGUUUAAACAGAGACUACAUGUAGUGCCGCGGAUACCCGGGGACCGUGGUUGGUUACGAGAAGGUGGAAUCUUCGAGUCAGCGAUCAGCAGCGACACAUUGAUGCUUCGGCGAUCGAUCCACGGACCUAGUGACGAGGCACCGACGCGCCGCCAAGGAAAUCUCGACGAACGACAUUCCUUUGGCAAAGUGACGCUCAGAGCGGUCACGGAUUUCUCGUUGCUGUCUAAAUUAAGGAAAUCCUCGGGAUGGAGCUAAGAACGGCGAAACUGUUACUCUACUCGGCGUUGGUGGUGGUCGUGUGUUGGUGCCAAGAAGAUUGGACGGCCCAAUGUUCGUCCUUGUGCAAAUGCAGAUGGAUUUCCGGCAAGAAGACAGCGGAAUGCGCGAAACAGAAUCUCACGCAGAUACCUAGUAAUCUAUCAUCGGAUAUCCAGAACUUCGACCUAACCGGAAAUCGUAUCGCUCAUCUGGUGAACAACUCGUUCAGUAGCGUCCAUCUGGUGAACCUUCAGAAGUUGGUGUUGCGCAAAUGCGAGAUCGAAACGGUUCACAUGAACGCUUUCAACGGCCUGAAAAUCGUGAUCGAGAUCGAUCUAUCGGCCAACAACAUCAGAACCCUAAAUCGGGGUACCUUCGAAGAAACACAGAGGUUAAGGGUGUUGUUGUUGAACGAGAACAAGCUAAAGGUCCUGGAGAACGGUCUCUUCCGUGAUCUGGUGUACCUGCAGAAGGUGAUGUUGUCUAAUAAUGAAUUAGAACGAAUCGAGAAGAAGACCUUCCACAAUCUGCCAGGUUUGCGAUUAGUUACUCUGGAUGGCAACAAUCUAAGCACCCUGGGGGUGCAGAGCUUCGAGUUGCUGCCGAUACUCGGCAGCCUAGAGCUUCACAAUAAUCCAUGGAAUUGCAAUUGUCAUCUGAAGAGAUUUCGCAAUUGGACGAUAGAGAGAAAGUUGUAUACGAAACCCACCACGUGUCAGCAACCGCCGAAUCUUGCCGGGAAGAUGUGGGACGAGAUCAGCAGCGACGAAUUCGCUUGUAGACCGGAAAUCUUCACGAUUGGCCCAUCCGUGAAGAUGGAGUUCGCCAGAGGGAACGUGACCUUUUGGUGCAGAGCUUCUGGAACCCCGCAGCCAAAGCUGUUCUGGAUCUACCGAUCGAGAACCUUAACCAACGAGAGCCGACGACACAACGGGGAGAAAAGUUAUAUCCUGAAGUCGAGCCACGACUGGUUGAACCUGACGAUACCGGAUGUCACGCCCUCGGACAAGGGUGAUUACGUCUGCUUGGCGAAAAGUCCGGGCGGAAAUACGGAGAAGAACGUGACAUUGGCUAUCGCUGGCGACGCGAUGGGUGGCAAGGACAAUAUAAUCAGUCUACCGCUCGCGCUCGGAUUGGGUGUGACCGCUUUGCUGCUUUUAAUCGUCACCGUUUCCCUUUGCGUGUGCUAUUGUCGUCGUCGUCGAACCAGGCACGACGAGAAGAGCCUCGAGGCCGCUACGAUGGAACACCACGGUCUUGGCGAACAAGAGAAAUCACUGAUCACCACGAUAAAUCCAGUGGUGAAGCCACCGAGACGCUACGAGACGCCUUCCGUGACGUCGCACGGCACCGAGAUGACGGAGCUGAACCGUACACUGCUCGACAACGACUCGGUCUUUGCUGAUGGUAUCGGUGGCGGUGUCGGCAGUGGAGUGAUCGGCGGAGUCGGCGACGACGAGAGGGAAGAACGAGCAACGCCCGAGCUAGAGAGUGGUACCGGCACCCUGUGCCGCGGAGGUGGCGGAAGUUAUCGCCAGUAUCCACCGGAUCUGUUGGCCUUCUCCGGUGGUCGAGGCGCAUCGCCAACGAGCCAAGCGUCCACGGCGCCGGACAACACGCGUCUUCCGAGUCAGCACGCGACGCCAAACUCAGCCGCGUACGGGUCACCCUCGAACCAAUAUCCUGCCACUUUUAAGACCUUGCCGCACAACCGUAGCGUCACCCCCUACGGAAUCACCAGUUCCACCAUCGCACCGGUAAUGCCUCGUCACGGUUACGUUACGAUACCGCGAAGACCCAGGGCACCCAGCUGGAGCAGCGGUCCACCCACUUCGCCCACAGACGGACUGGAGCCUGUCUACGACAAUCUUGGUCUACGCACCACCGCCGAUGGUAGCUCGGUGUUAUCUUUGAACAAGAGUCCCGAGCCUUUGUCCUCGAUCAGGAAUCGACCUCUGCCAGGAACGCCUAGUUCGCAUUACGGCACCAUACAGCGAAGCACCCCAAAUAUAUUGACCAGCAGCCCCCUCGAUAGAGCAGCUCCCGAAGGUGCUGCCGAAUGGCCAUCCAAGAUCGCUGACGAAUCCACCGACAGCAAUCACGUUCUAAAUCAAUCGCAGCCACAACAAUCGUCCAGCAACACUCUCGGUAGAAAGGUACCACCUAGACCACCUCCAAAGCCGAAGAAGAAAUCGACGAACGGUCCACUGUACGAGGACGAAGGUGAAGACGGGACGGAGGUAUGAUCUACGUACAUCGGUCGACGGAGAUGAGGCCGCGAGGUGGUGGCCGUGUUAAGCGGAAGAGACGCAUGACCGAGGUCACAAUAAACCGGUAGUGCCUUUGAUGAAGAGACGAUCCGUGGUUUUGUGCGAAUCCACGUGUUCGGUUGGAGUGGAUCAGUUUGCUCGUGGAGCGUGUGGGGGCUUCCACAUCCGGUGAAACAAAUCGUCGGGUGAAACGCUGACUCGCUGCAAAAGCAACAAACUCUUUGUUGUUGUUGUUUCUUUUCUUUUUUUCUUUUUUUUUUUAAUUUUAUUUUCUUUUCCUUGUAUUUUUUAAUUUAUUUAGUUCGUGACGCGAGAAGGUUUCAUUCUUUCGCGAGGAACCGGGAAACAGACUACGUUCCAGUGACUUUCACGCGAGAACACUAUGAAAGGUGUCGAACAACACCUGUACGGAGGUGUUUUUCGUUCUUUGCGUUCCUCCAGAAGUUCGUCGACGAAGACGACCAACGAUACGAACGCUCGUGACGUUUAGGUGACGAGAAAGUUGACGAGAUCACGAACAGAUCGUAUAAGAUACUCAGCGUUGAUGGUAACGCUACUUCCCGAAUACGAUCGUCUUAUUUAUUGACGUGCUUGUUGCAUGCAUAACGAAGAUCGCGUUCAAACCAGUAUAGACAUCGUGCAGUGGUAAACGCGAUCGGGUACCUCUCUUAAUCUCUAUUUCUACAAUUCUUUUUUUAAAUUUACAUUUUUGUAUUCGCCCGUGUGUACUAGACGAGAUUGAUUCUUACGAAAUAUUUACAAUUUAUCAUGCAUUUUUUUCUUUUUUUAUUAUUCCUCGAGGGAACGCUGCUCUGCAUUCUUUUUAUCAUUAGCUUUAAGAUGAUCCUCUAUUUCUUCUACAUCGUGCAUUACGUUGGGUACUUGACCGCGUCGAACAGAGUUACUUUUGUAACUGUACGUACACGAGAAAUCAUGCGAAUUAUUUCCAAUAAUGUAAGAACAAACGUGUUAAAAUAACAAUGAUGUUAGAGUAAUUGUUUUUGCGUACGUAAAGAGUAUCCUCCGACUAUAUCUGUUCUCCGAUGGUAACGAAAUAACGCGAAUGUUCCAGUGUGAGUGUAACGAGGUGGUAAUUCACAUAUAGAAAUCCUCCAUUAAGAAAAUAUCACAAUGAUACAAGACAAGACACCGUGACCAAAUGAAUCUUACACGCAUAUUCUCUCGUCCUUUAAAAUAUUUUAAUAUUCUCGCAGGCCAUGAUACUUCGUUUCUAUCAGGAGGGAUCUAGACGUACGUUCGUGUUGUAAAAAAAAAAAUUAAAGAAACAUCGUACAGUUUGUAUAUACUAUGUAUAUUACACGUAAGAAAUAGUUCGUAUGUCUUUCAUGAAACCAUACCUAAAUGAUGGUUUAGAAACAAGGCAAGGCUAUCCUCGAGUUAGAGACACAAUGUCGACCCGUUCAGAAUGCUGUUGUAUACGUAAAUUAAAUGAAAUAAUUAAAAAACGUGGUAAUUAUAGAGAGAAUUACCAAAAAUGCAGUCGAAUCUCUUUUGAACCGAAUUCUUGAUCGGAUAUCAGCUUGUUCUCGUUUCGAUCAGCUUCUUCGAACGAGUUUCACUUGGUACGAUGUUUUGUAAUACUUUCGACCAUCGAUCUUGCACGACGGACGAAAUUUCAUUGUUCGAGGAAAGAUAAACGCUUUCGGUCGACUCAAUUGCCGCGGCUUCGUAGACACAGACCGCGAGAAACGAUCGGUCUUCAACUAAACGUUUAUCGCUCGUAAGCCACCAACUUGUUAUACUUCCGCUACGUUUUAUCCGGGUUUUAACGUUGCAUUCCCGACUUUAGCGGGGGAUUUCGGGAUCGAUCGUCUGUUCAACUUGUUGCGAACACGCGGCGACGAAUCCUUAUCCCGCGACCAGAGAAACAGAGAGUCCUUUCAACGACUUCCAAUAUUCCAAAUGGACGUCUCUUUCCACCUUUAUCCCGCGAAUGCGCAUUGUUUCAUGUGUUUGGGGAAUUGUUCAGCUAGCAAGAUUACUGAACAAGGUAUUUCACACGUUUCAAUAUACAAGCCCAAUAUAUCGUUGUAUUAACACUUUGACUGAUGUUUUGUUUGAUCGAAGAUACGAGACGAUGGCGUAAGAAAAUGGUUGAAAAUAAGACAUCGUACACGGUUCAUUUAUCGUACAACUUAUAAUAGGUUUAAGAUGGCAACUACUUAUUCCGAACGAUGUGUUUUAAUUUACAUAUUUAAGUCUUUCACGUUUAAAGCAUCUCCUUAAAAUUUCAAGUAGCUUAUUAAGAGACCGGAAGCAUCUCUCGAGUACUUAUCUCCCAAACACUUUAUCAAAGGUACUUUUGUAUACAGGAUAUUUAGGAGACUCUACUUAACCGAGGAGAAAUGUAUUCGAUAACAAUUGUAACAGCUGCAUCAAAUUUUGUUACGGCAACAAUUUUCUUUCGCCAUUUUCGUUUAACUUCGAUCACGUACGAGAUUUCAGUUUUUCAGUCGAUGACCAUGAUACCAAUCAGUGAAAUAACCAUAGACCAAUAUAUCGAUUCCAUGGCAACGAUGUGUCUUCCCUGAACAUUGUAGCACACCUAAACAGUAUUAUGAAAUAAUUUUGAUGACGAUGAUGCGGCGUUCGGUGGGAUGAUCCGGAGAAAAUCGCGACGCGAUCGUGCAACUUCUUUUCUUCGACUAUCGAGAUUACAAUGCAAUUAGUCGAUAUUAAUGAGGAAAAGGACAGUUAAGUUUGAAUAGGUGCCAAUAGACAGUCUUCUGUCUCUCGUUUCAAAAAUCAGACAUAGAGAUUUCUACUAAUUAAAUAAAAUACUAAUCGACUUUUAUUUGUUAUUUCUACGGUCUCAAUUUCUUUGCACGAUAAAAUCUACUCAAACUGUGUCUAAUUGAAAAAUUCUUCAAACAACAGAGGAAAGGUAAUUGUUCCUUUGAAUUUCUUUGAAGAAUAUCUACUGUUACGUUAAUCGUCGAGAAUAAAAUCGAAGUUACACGAACGACGAUCGUCGCGGAUUAUUUUAAGCGGCCUAUCAGAGUCGCGGCUCGUCCGAUCCGAUCGUUGUGCCGCGCCCUGUAAAUACACGGACCUUAAUUCGCACAUUAAUUCACGAUGUUGUUUAUAUGUAAAUGUGGGCACGUUCAAAGCAACGCGGCACGGCAGAUUGGUACGGCGCCACGAGUAUAUUUUUGUAAUUUUGUAUUUUGAAGAUUUCUCCGGUAACACGAGUUCCCACAAUCACCGCUCGGGGAAGAUACACUCGUCUAUGUUCGUCGAAAUCAGCAAUAUUCAUUUGGUAAUUAUGAUAUUCAUAUGAAACAAAGAGUGAAAUGUGAUCCAGUGGAUUGUAUCAUGACUGUUAACUUGGAUCCUCGUCACAGAAAGGUCUCGAGAAUGUUAAUAAUUGCACAUAGUUACCAGUGAUCGUCAUAAUUAUUGUUAUUGGCUAAAGUUAUUAAUUUCUUAACAAUCAAACUUCAUUUUUGUUUACUUUUGAAAAAUCUUUAAAUCGAGAAGAUUUUUCAAUUCAUAGCGUUCUCCAUCGAUGAUUCCCAAAGAAAAUCAUUAAUUUCUCAGCAAUCAAAAUUCUCUUUCAUUUGCCUCGCAAAAAUAGAUGAAAAAAGACUUUUCUUCACCCGCCAACGAUAUUCAUUCCGCAUCCCGUGAUACGCUAGCCCGUUUAUCGUCACUCGCUGAUAACAAGACAAGUCUGUACAUGAAAAUAGAACACGUACAAGCUACGCAAUUACAGAAGCCCAGGAGUCAACCUGCGUGUUCUAUGUACCAUUAACCGAGGCAUGUUUACCAGGUACGCGUAUGACGAGCCACCAGUCAGCGUGCAAUUAUUAUCACGGGGAUACUUUGUGCGUGCGGUUAGGCUGUUCGUCGCUUUAAUGAGGCUCCCUCUUUGACACCCGAACACCAUAACGUAACAACAUGGUUCAACCGUGCGCAUCUACUCUUCUCCCCGAAGGCUCUCCUUCACCCUGAACGAUCGUUUGCAAACGAUCAACGAGUAGAUCCUUCGACGACCGUUUCUCUCGCUAAUGACUCUGCGUAUCUACCUGUUAGGUAUAUAUGUUAUAUCCGCUUGAAGUCGUUACUCUGUGACAGGAAUCAAAGCCACGAUGGAGCUAAAAGGAUGCGGAUUGAAUUUUAUACAGUCGCGACUGAGAUUUUUCGCUUCGAAACCUUUUCCAAGGAAUCAGUCGUGAUUCGCGAGGGUAAAUAGAGAUUCGCGUUUAAAGAACGACGUUCCAGGAGUUGUUACCGGUUUUCUCGUUGAAUUGCAGUAUAAUUGAUGGUUGAUGGAAGACACCUCGUGAAACGAGUCUAUUUUACGCCGAUAUCGACGAUCAACGGACUUAAUUGCGUCUGUGGUGAGAAUAUAAGACGUUCGAUCGAGCCAAUCGUUUAUAGGGUUCAUCUCGCUUCAUAAUUGAGCAGACAAAUGAAGAAUAGUGAGAACAGUUUUUCGAAAUGUAAAUGUAGAAUAUGUUCAAAGGCGUAUUUUGAAUCGUUAAAAAGUUGCUCGUUUUAUGCUGCCAAAAAAUAAGUACGCCAAUUGCAAAUCGCAAGGAAAAUGUUCUCGUUUGAAUGUACUUAAAAAUCAUCUGUGGUUCCGUCGUCCGUCUUGAUUUUAAAGUGGUGCAACAGUUAUUCCCACCGGGAAUUAACUGAAACUACGUUUCGACCGACCUCUGUAGAUAAUACCCUUAGUUCUGACACUGAGAUAUUGGCGUGAAGUUCUUGAUCCGCAUCUGUGUACGGAUGUAACUACCGUCCAAUACACCGAUCCGACCACAACCAUCUGGACGUAACGCGCGCGUGCAAUUAAUCUAAUUUAAUGAACCAACGGAUGCUUUGGAACACCGUGUUCCUCGGGGAUUUCUAGUAACUCAUUGUUUUCAUGCCAUUUUCAUUCAUAUUCCUUUAGGAUAACUUAAGAAUGCUAUUUCUUUCGUCUUGAACACGCCAUUCUAUAUUCAAUACUCGUGCAUCGUUUCAUUUAAUUAAAUUGACCCAAAACUGAAAUCCGAUAUUCAGUAAUUUUUUAAUGGAGCGAUUUAUUUCUAUCAAGUCUAUUGAUUUUUAUUAAGAGCAUUCAAAGAAUAUAUUAAUACGAGUGUAAUAAAGAUUUAAACUGUGCACGAGAAAUAUAUAUAGCGAGCUCGACAAUGCUGAUUUUUUAAUACUUUAACGGCGAGUGUCAAAGUAUUAAUAACAGCAUUUUCAUUCAGUAAAUACGAUUCAUUAAUAGACAAUAGACAAGUGUUCAUUGAUAAAAAACAUAUUUAAAGGCUGAUAUGGAACAAAAGUACCGUACUUUAUGUUGUUCGCGAAGCAUUUGUAAAAUCAAUGCCUCCAUUCGCAUUCGUUACAUUCCAAAAAUGACUAUAAUUUGUAUGUUACAUUAAGAGACAUUUGAACGCAUUCUCACUGGUUCUUUCAUGGCUCCAUAAUGAUUAGCUGAUUAAUUCUCGGAAAUAUUAAAAAUCCUGAUUUUUACCCGAACAAAUUUCCGAGCAUUAAAUCAAUCCUGAAGACAAUGUUAUUAUUUAAAUCGCAUAGAGUUAAGUGUAACAAGCGUACAGCUCGUACAAUCUCCCGAAAUGUUUUUAUUCACGAAAUAUUUUUAACCCGUUUCUUCGAAGACUGAAGAUUUUUCGUUGAGACUCGUCGAUCCCAAAGGAAUUGCGUUCGUGACGAAAAAACACAAUGAUUAUGCGAACGAUCGGCGAGAAACUAUGUCCGAUACUCACGAGAAAAUAACUUCCUAAGUGUGAUCGAAUGAACUAAUUCGAACACGAUCGUUUCGCGUGUGUUCACGUUUUAUGUAAACGAUUCGAACAACCGCGUGUACACGAGCGACACGAUUUCAUUGCGAAACGUUUACACGACACGAUAAGACUUUAGUGUAAGCCAGUGUUGUCCAAACUAAGCUUCACGGCUUAAGGAACUUCCCUCACUUUGCAUCCAUUGCUGUAACAUAGGAACGCUGGUUAAUGUCAGCGAUAAUUUGUAAAGGAUGCUUAUUCAUUUCUUCGUUCAUCUUUUCUGUGAACAAUGGUGGUAUCAGUGGUGAAAUUUGUUCAAGAUCAAUGAGCUGCUUAAAAUCAUCCUUAACAAUUUAUAUUAUCAGAAUACGAUUGUUUAAUUUUUCAAAUGAAAAUUUCGAUUUUGUAUCUGACGAAGUUGACAAUUUCGAAGGGUCGAAUUGAUUUUGAACAAGCCGCUGGUUUAAUUAGUUCUAAUAAGAAAUCGUGCUAUCUUGAUCGAUCAAUCGAGUCGUGUCCUAAUCAUCAUCGUCGAUACUGCCUAACUCAUUCCAUCGCCACCUGUGUAAAGAAUAUUUAUAGGAGAGACUUGAAUUUCCACGUGUAUACUGUAACGUGUAAGAAUAAAUACCGUACAGAACGCGAAGCAUGUUCCUGACGAAGAGUUGUUACGGUGAUGAAGAAUUUGUUGGACGCGUCUUUUUCUCUGGAUCAGCCGCGUUGCAAGUUUCAUGUGCUUGUCGAAUGUGUGCGAACAUAUAAUAUUAUAAAUAAUACGGGGCCGAGUCAUGAAUAAAUGACGUUUCAUUAACAUAUUUUCGUACCUCGUACAGCUCUCCGUUGUACAGGAUAAGAACGCUUUCAAGUGUUUUUAUCGUAAUAGGUGAUUAUUAUAAAUGUAAAGGAACUAUGUUUGCGUGUCACGAUAUAGGUGUAAGGAAAUUCCUUAGGGAAACGUAACGAUCAGAAUUUUCUUUUCAUAGAUCUUAGAGGAGAUAGGAGAAUUAAGAGGAUGGAUAAUCGAACCGACUAUUCUUUUCGAACGUUGAUCAUGCUUUCUUUUCUACUUUAUAUUGUAUCCAAACUUUAUUAUUGAUAUUCAUGUUAUUAUUACUAUUAUUAUUAUCAUUAUUAUUCACGUAGCUGUGGUUAAUAUUUAAUAUUCCUGUCGAUUUAAUUUUAGAUUUUACAUCGUUACGUUGCGCUGUUAUUGUCACGAUAAUUCGUCUCGACGAUUAUUAUUUAUAGAGAAAUUUUGAUUAGAGAUACAACAUAUGCAGCUUGCCGUUUCUAACAGGAUUUAAGUUUCGUAUCUGUGUAUUUUGGCCGGAUAUAAUUUAUACGUCAUUGUCAAUGUACUAUCACUGUAAAUAUUAUACAUAUUUUAUAAAUGAAAUAUUUAGCGUGACUGUAUUAAAAGAAUGUACUGAAAGCA
Osmia lignaria (orchard mason bee) is the source of this 10601-nucleotide messenger RNA. RefSeq names its product leucine-rich repeat, immunoglobulin-like domain-containing kekkon 5 protein (gene kek5). The record is from RefSeq and is a predicted model, not a curated record. Gene Ontology annotation, molecular function: protein binding. NCBI's taxonomy places the organism in Eukaryota, Metazoa, Arthropoda, Insecta, Hymenoptera, Megachilidae.